Hibiscus syriacus is the source of this 3385-nucleotide messenger RNA. RefSeq names its product AUGMIN subunit 8-like. The transcript is spliced from 9 exons. Gene Ontology annotation, biological process: centrosome cycle; spindle assembly. Gene Ontology annotation, cellular component: cytoplasm; centrosome; nuclear microtubule. Gene Ontology annotation, molecular function: microtubule binding. NCBI's taxonomy places the organism in Eukaryota, Viridiplantae, Streptophyta, Magnoliopsida, Malvales, Malvaceae. Bases 408 to 3158 code for a protein of 916 amino acids. The record is from RefSeq and is a predicted model, not a curated record.
UCUUCCCUUCCUCGAAAUUAUAUCUCCCAAUUUCUCCCAUUUUUUUUCUAAUAAAAAUUACUUCUCCCUUCACUCACAUUUCUCUUAGAAAAAGAAAAUAAAAAAGCAAAUCGGCGUCCAUCUCUUGCGUCUGACCAGUCUCCGGCGAUCUGUCCUUCUUCUCCGGCGAUCACUCUAUUCAUUCCAAAUUUUAUCUUGAAUUCAAAUUGUUUAAGCUUUUUUUUUGUGAUUGAAUUAUUUGGAAGAAUGUUGAGAUCCAUGAAGAUUUUUUGCAGGGAAAAGUAUAUUCUUUUUGAACAGAUGGUGUUAUUCUAUAUACAUGUGGGAUUCAUAUAGAAGUUAGGCUUUUAAGUGUAGGUUUUUUCUUUGGAAAAUCCCAUCUAUGUGGUUUUGUUCAGAGAGUUCGGAUGGAUGUAUGCAAACCAGAGCAACGAUUACACAAGCUUGCUGCUGCGGAUUCCACAAGACCACCCCUUGUUUCUGCUGAAAAGAACAAUGGGCCACUCACUACCAGACAUUCUCGAACUAGGGAAGUUAGUUCGAGGCAUAAAUCACCCACUCCUUCAACACCUUCUGGUCCUAGGCGUUGUCCAUCUCCAACCCCAAGUAGAACAACCCCUGCACCUUCCCCAGGGUUGCAAAAGAGAGCUGUAUCGGCUGAGAGGAAACGUCCCACAACACCACCUCCAUUUCAAAUUACCUCUACUCCAGUUCAUGAUUCAUCAACAGCUGCGCCAAUAUCCUCUAGAAGGCUAUCAACUGGACGUAUACCAGACAGUUUAUGGCCUUCUACCAUGAGAAAUCUUAGUGUUCCGUUUCAGUCUGAUACUCUUUCUCCUGUUAGCAAAAAGGAAAAAGAAAAGCCGGUUAGUAAUGUUUCCUUGGAUCGCACUUUGAGACCUUCUUCAAAUGUGACUCAUAUACAACAAUCGGAGACCUCUCCUAGUCCAGAGAGAAAGGGAAGUCAUCUUGAAGGGAAAAAUGCAUCUGAUCAGUCUGAAAAUGCAAAACCUGUUGAUGGUUUGCCUAGUCGAUUAAUAGAUCAUCAUCGAUGGCCUGGUAGAAUUGGUGGGAAAUUAUCUUCCAAUUCACAGAACAAAAGUGUGGACCAGGGGGGUAAAAUUGUAAAAAAUUUAUCCACACCGAAUCUAGAAUUAGUAUCUUCACUGAAGAGAAUGCCAGUGUCUGAUAGUUCAGGUAAACCUCUGCUGAAAUCUUCUAAUGAUGCUGGAAGGCUAAUAUCAAUUGAUGACAUUGGUCGAGUAGGGUUUGAGGCAACUUCAAUUGAUGAUAAGCCUCGACGGGCAUCUUUUCCUGCCAGCAUCCUUUCUGCUAGUUCAGUGGACAAAAUCAAAUUAACAACUUCAGGAUCACAAUCUCAGUCACCUCGUAAGACCUCUGUUUCUAGGGGAAUCAGUCCACAUCGACCAAGACCUUCCACUAAAACUGCAAGAGGAGCCAGUCUUACUUCAAGGGGAGUCAGUCCAACUCCAACUGUAAGAGAAUCCAGUCCAACUCCAACUGCAAGAGGAUCCAGUCAUACUUCAAGGGGACUCAGUCCAACUCCAACUGCAAGAGAAGUCAGUAGUACUUCAAGGGGAGUCAGUCCAACUCCAACUGCAAGAGGAGCCGGUCAUACUUCAAGGGGAGUCAGUCCAACUCCAACUGCAAGAGGAGCCAGUCCAACUCCAACUGCAAGAGGAGCCAGUCAUACUUCAAGGGGAGUCAGUCCAACUCCAAGGGUAGUCAGUCCAACUACGAGUGGGACAUCCACCACAUCAAGUCUAUCCUAUAGCUCAACAUCAGUUAUCAAUUCAACUCCAAGGGUUGUCAGUCCAACUCGGAUGAGGACAUCCACCUCAUCCAAUCAAUCCCAUAGCUCAACAUCCACCUCUUUCAGUCAAUCCCAUAACUCAACUUCAAUUCUCAGUUCAACUCCAAUAGUAGUCAGUCCUACUCGGAUGAGGGCAUCCAGCUCAGAAAGUCAAUCCCAUAGCUCAACUACAAAGUUAGUUACUCCACCUCAAAUGAGGACAUCUACCUCAUCUAGUCAAUCCCAUAGCUCAACUUCAAUUCCCAGUUCAACUCCAAAAGUAGUUAGUCCAAUUCGGGUGAGGACAUCCACCUCAUCAAGUCAAUCCCAUAGCUCAACUUCAGUCCUCAGCUCAACUCCAAGAGUACUUAGUCCAACUCGGACGAGGACAUCCACCUCAUUAAGAAAAACCCAUAGUCGAUCCCAUAGCUCAUCUUCAGUUCUCGGUUCAAAUUCAAGAGGUUUCAGUCCAACUCCAAGGGUAGUCAGUCCUACUCGGAUGAGAGCAUCCACCUCAUCGAGUCAGUUCCAUAGCUCAACUUCAGGUUUUAGUUCAACUUCAAGAGGUGUCAGUCCAACUCCAAGGGUAGUCAGUCCUACUCGGAUGAGGACAUCCACCUCAUCGAGUCAAUCCCAUAGCUCAAUGUCAGUUCUCAGUUUUGUCACAGAUUGUAAGAAGGGAAGAAAAGGUGUCAACUCAAUAGAGGAUGCUCAUCAACUGCGUCUUCUUUACAAUCGCUAUCUGCAGUGGCGUUUUGCUAAUGCCCAUGCAGAAGCUGUAUUCGAUAUUCAGAAAGUAAAUUCAGAGGAAACUUUAUACAAUGUAUGGAAUGAUACUUGGGAUCUCUGCAACACUUUGAUCAAGGAAAAGAUCAAUAUCCAACGGUUGAAGUUAGAGCUCAAGCUGAACUCUGUUUUGAAUCAUCAAAUGGCAUACCUCGAUGACUGGGCAUUACUUGAGAGAGAUCAUUUAAGUUCCUUAGCUGGAGCAGAAGAAGAUCUAGAGGCAAGCACCCUCCGUAUUCCCAUAACUGGUGGGGCAAAGGCAGAUAUUGAAUCAUUGAAAUAUGCUAUUUGCUCUGCUGUUGACGUGAUGCAGGCUAUGGGAUCCUCCAUUUGUUCUUUACUCCCAAAGGUGGAAGGGGUAAACUAUAGGGUUUCUGAGCUUGCUGCAAUUGGUGCACAAGAGAAAAACAUGCUCGACCAAUGCGAAGCGCUGUUGUCUUCAACAGCAGCUAUGCAAUUGGAAGAAUGCAGCCUCAUGGCUCAUCUAACGCAAACAAAACAACCUUUGAAGAAGAGUAAGCAGCCAACCAGGGCAGCCAAAGCAUUUCCGUGGCCGUGACCGGCCGCUAAUGCCGAUAUUAUCAUAUCGGAUACUACAAUGGCGAGGACGACCCUCCCAACUGGAGAUUAUUAUUGACCGACUAAUUCAGAUUAUGUACUACAAUGGCGAAGGCGACCCUUCUAACCCAGUUUGUUCAAUUCACAAACGCUAUGAUUCGAACCCCUGACAUUACUUAAGGAAUCUAGUGCCUACUACUAGACCAACUGGAGGUUGGUUUAUUACAA